CAUGAUCGUCCACCUCCCGAUUCUCAACAUGCAUAUUUUUCCUUCCUGCUCGCUUUCGCCUUGCCAGCGCGGGAGAGCAGAAUCGGCUCGCGGACAAACGAAGCAAAACAAGUUUAUAGAGCUAGUACCAUACAUACAGUAUAUCCUUGCCGGGCAAAGGACAGAUCUUCAGUUCAGAUCAAGCUAGGUACACAGAUUAAACGGCGCUUCGAUCCCAUUUUGAGAAUCGGUGCUGCAAUCGGUCUCCCAGAUCUCCCCCACUUGUACCUCUCAACACGCUCCCCUCCGCUCCCAAAUUUCAAAUUCGCGCAGCGCUCCCCUCCCAUCCGCCUCCUCGCCGAAAUCCGAACCGCCGCAGCCAUGGGGGGUUCGCACAGCCGCGAGGACCCUGACCUCUCCGACUCCGACGACGACGCCGAGUCCCGCGCCUCCGACAACUCCUCAGACUACGGCACGCCUCCCCCGGCAUCCGCCUCCUCCAAGCCGGGUGGGGUAGGGGCCGCCCCCGCCUCGGUCGACGCCAUCGACCGCCACCUCCGCAACCUCCACCUCAAGUACAACGAGCCCAUCUCCCCGAACCCUAGCCCCGGGCCCGCCCCCAGCGCCAACCCCGCUGCGCUCAACGCCGUCAAGCUCUACCUCCACAUCGGCGGCUCCUCACCCUCCGCCAAGUGGAUCGUCUCCGACCGCCUCGCCGCUGCCUCCUUCCUCCGCUCCGGCGACGACGAUGACGAGGACGAUGCGUCCGCCUCCGGGCCGUGGUGCCUUGUCGUGGGGGCGAAGAUCCGGGCCAGGGUCGGGCCGGAGCUGCAGCUUAAGACCUUCCCCGCGCAGCGCCGCGUGGACUUCGUCGCCGACGGCGUCUGGGCGCUCAAGUUCCUCCACGCCGACGGCUUCGGCGACUUCUGCGCCAAGUACCACAGCUGUAUCUUCGAGAACAGCUAUGGCGUCGCCGCCACAGACGAGGGCCGAGCCAAGGUGUUCGGGAAGGACUUCGCGGCGUGGGCGCGCCCGGAGGACGGAGACGAGUCGAUAUGGGAGGAUGCCACCGACGGGUUUUCUCCAGGUCCCAGGGGCAGCCCGAUGCCGUCACGGAGCCCGAUGCUGAAGCCUCUGAUGGAGGAUCUGAGGGAGUUUGAGGAGCCCGUUGAGGAAGGAAGCGGCAUACAGAGUCUUGCGCUCGGCGCAUUGGAUAACAGCUUCCUCGUCGGAGAAUCAGGCAUUCAGGUGGUGAGAAAUUUCGAGCAUGGGAUACAUGGGAAGGGCAUGUCUGUCAAGUUCUCUGGAGGAAGCACAAACUUUUCUACACCAAAGAAGGCGCUUCUGAUGCGGGCUGAGACUAACAUGCUCCUGAUGAGCCCAGCGACUGAUGGAAAGCCACAUGCCAAGGGAGUGCACCAACUGGACAUUGAGACAGGGAAGGUGGUCUCCGAAUGGAAGUUUGAGAAGGAUGGAGCUGAUAUUAACAUGAGGGAUAUCACGAAUGAUAGCAAAGGUGCCCAGUUGGAUCCGUCGGAGUCCACCUUCUUGGGGCUGGAUGACAACCGUUUGUGCCGGUGGGAUAUGAGGGACCGCAGGGGGAUUGUGCAGAACUUGGCAAGUGCAACUGAAUCACCAGUAUUGCAAUGGACCCAGGGCCAUCAGUUUACCAGGGGGACAAACUUUCAGUGCUUUGCUUCUACUGGCGAUGGCUCAAUUGUUGUUGGAUCACUAGAUGGGAAGAUCCGCUUGUAUUCGAAGAGCUCUAUGAGGAUGGCGAAGACAGCCUUUCCAGGGCUGGGUUCGCCAAUUACACAUGUGGAUGUGACUUAUGACGGAAAAUGGAUUUUGGGGACAACUGAUACAUACUUGAUUCUUAUAUGCACCAUUUUUAUCGACAAGGAUGGGAAGGACAAGACUGGAUUUAGCGGGAGAAUGGGGAACAGAAUUGCUGCUCCAAGAUUGCUGAAGCUCAACCCACUCGACUCUCAUCUAGCAGGAGCAAACAACAAGUUUCGUGAGGGCAGGUUCUCAUGGGUCACGGAGAACGGGAAGCAGGAGCGGCACCUGGUGGCCACCGUGGGCAAGUACAGCGUGGUGUGGAACUUCCUGCAGGUGAAGAACAGCCACCACGAGUGCUACCAGUACCAGGAGGGUCUCAAGAGCUGCUACUGCUACAAGGUGAUCCCCAAGGACGAGUCCAUCGUGGCCAGCCGCUUCAUGCACGACAAGUACGCCGUGAGCGACUCCCCGGAGGCGCCGCUGGUGGUGGCCACGCCCAUGAAGGUCAGCUCCUUCAGCAUAUCCAGCAGGCACUAGCUCCGUGCCGUCUCGCGUCUUUAGGGCCGUUUGAUUGCUUCCCGUGUUGUCAUGUAACUCACACUUACAGAUAAUCUGUUUCGUCUUCUUGGUAGGCUUUUUUUCUUUUGACUUCAAGCGUGAUGACUCUUUCGUCAUUGUUUGUUACAAGACCUAGAAUUCUACCUGUAACUCUGCUGACUGCCGGUUGUGUUGUCUGCAAACGUGUGCAUUCUAAAGCUUUCUAUGAUCGAUUAAUUUGGAACUUGA
Molecule: messenger RNA, 2547 nt
Organism: Phragmites australis (common reed)
Lineage: Eukaryota; Viridiplantae; Streptophyta; Magnoliopsida; Poales; Poaceae
Product: protein CYPRO4-like
Exons: 2
Coding region: 361-2298 (645 amino acids)
Cellular component (GO): cytoplasm; nucleus
Molecular function (GO): protein binding
Source: RefSeq, a predicted model, not a curated record